AAAGCCUCUCAUAGGACAGCUUAUUUUUGUAUUCAAACAAAUCGGAUACUUUCUUGUUUUUUGGGUUUCCCCUAAAUUACACCAAGAUUUUAUCAUGUUCUCUUGAAGAUCAUCUCUACUGAGUACAAGAAAAGGACUCACCAUGAAGGCAAAAGGUUUCAUCAGACGAAAACGGAGUGGGAACCUUAUAAGGGUUUUUUUCCUUCUCUCUACUCUGGCCCUGUUUGUCUUCAUACUAAGAUUAAUGGACCUUCUGAAGAUAAAAUGUGCAGAAAACUUUGUCAAGAAAGGAACCUCUGCUCCUAGCAUGCCUGAUGACUUCUGCACCUUCAAGCCACUGUCUCCUGCAGAUGCUGAGGAGGAACGUCUCUUAUUGGACUCCAUCGCCUGGCCUAAAACUCCACUUUUGCCCACUCCUCUUUCAUUGAAUCAGACGAGUGAUCCUUCUCACAGCACUUUCACCAUGCUUCCUAGGAAAGGUGGAGGAGAGUGGCAUGUGGGAGAUCAGCUGGAGGUUAUGAUACAAAUGUAUGACUUCCGUGGAAAGGCCAAGGAGUAUGGAGGAGAUUUCUUAAUUGCAUGGUUGCACAACAGGACACUUGAAGCUGGUGUGGCCGGACGAGUGCUGGAUCACCUGAAUGGCUCCUACUCUGCUGUGUUCAGUUUACUCUGGGAAGGAAGAGCACAGGUGGAGGUGACACUUGUUCACCCCAGCAUGGCUGUCACAGUUCUGCGCAGGCUGAACAGAGAACAUCCCGACAGGAUCAUCUUCAACAGUGUCUUCCGCUCAGGGUCCAUCUCUGAAAAUACAAACUGUAAUGUUUGUUUGCGUCAAACCAACCAGACACAAUGCAACUUCACUGACCUCCGUACUGGUGACCCUUGGUUCUGCUAUAAGCCGAAAAACCUGAGCUGCGAUGCCAGGGUUAGCCACACGAAAACAGGAUAUAUGAAUGUACUCACAGCCAAAGAGAAGAAGCUCUUUCAAAGGAACAUCAACAUGAAAGUCUCCAUCAAGGCUGCAGGACCUGCCAGUGUCACUGUGUUGCCACAAAGGAAAGGUGAGCCCUCUGAGGAAAAAGGACAACCCAGGACUGAUCAAGGCAGUGAGAAGUCUGGGCUCUCUGGUUAUUACUACCAGGGUGUGUGGCGAUCACUAGGGGACACCAAAGUCAGACAAUUCAAAAACGCCUCUGCCAUCAGUGAGUGUCUGAAAGGCAAAAUGGUCCACCUGUACGGAGACUCCACCAUCAGACAGUGGUAUGAGUUCCUCGAUGAUGCACUGCCAGAUGCUAAAACGGUAGACCUCAACAGUCCAAAGCAAGCAGGACCUUUCAUGAUAUGGGACAGUGCAAAGGACAUCUUAGUAACAUACCGCAUCCACGGCCUUCCUCUUCGCAUCACCAUAAUGCCAACCAGCAAGGAGAGCUACAUUGCCAAUGAACUUGAUGCUCUUGUUGGUGGUCCCAACACCGUUGUAGUUAUUGGUAUCUUUGCCCACUUUAGCACUUUCCCAAUAGAGAUCUACAUCAGACGGCUUCAGAGCAUCCGCAGGGCGGUGGUUCGUCUGUUGAACAGGGCUCCAGGAACACUGGUGGUCAUCAAGACUGGCACCCUCCAAGAUGUGCACAUUGCUUCAGUGGCAAGCAACAGCGACUGGUUCUCAAUUCAGUUGAACAAGGUGCUCAGAGCUAUGUUCAAAGGACUUCAUGUGCAACUAGUUGAUGCAUGGGAUAUGGUUCAAGCCUAUCACCUACCACAUGACAUUCACCCAAGACAUCCCAUAAUUAAGAAUAUGAUUGACGUUCUCUUGUCGUAUGUAUGCCCUCAAAAGAAAAAAAAAACAUCGUAAAUGAAAAUCGUGAUGACAAUGUAAUACUAAUGAUCAAAUUUUUAAUAUUUGAUCAGAUUUAAAGGAUAUUUAAUAACAUGUUAAUUAUGCAUUUCCCAUGUAUGCCUUACAGGUUUAUGUUGGUAUAUAUAUGUAUGUGUAUUUGUUUAUACAUCUGUAUGUGUAUAUAUGUAUGCAAACAGUGCAUCCAGAGAGUAUUCAUAAUGCUUCACUCUAUCCACAUUUUGAUGCUACAGCCUUAUUCAAUAAUGGAUUAAAUUCAUUUUUUACCUCACUACCUACUCAAAAUUGAGCUCAGGUGCAACCUUGAACUGCACAGUGCCAGAUCCACUCGGCCUGUUCGAUGGCCACGUCUGGCCCAUGUAUUUGAAACACAAGAACAUUACUAAUCAUCCUUAAGAUAUUUCUAACUUGAUUGGAGUCCACCUGUAAAUUCAGUUGAUUGGACAUGAUUUGGAAAGGCACAUACUUGUCUAUAAAAUGUCCCAUAGUUGACAGUGCAUGUCAGCACACGAACCAAGCCAUGAAGUCAAAGGAAUCGUCUGUAGACCUCCAAGAGAGGAUUUUAUGGAGGCAUAGAUCUUGGGAAGGGUACAGAAAAAUGUCUGCAGCAUUGAAGGUCCCAAUGAACAAAGUGGUUUUCAUCAUCCGUAAAUGGAAGGAGUUUGAAACCACCAGGACUCGUCCUACAGAUGGCCGCCCUGCCAAUCUGAGCGAUCCAGAUAGAAAGGCCUUAGUCAGGGAGGUGACCAUGAACGUGAUGGUCACUCUGACAGAGCUCCUUCUAGAAGGAUAUUUACACUAGAAGCACUCCACCAGUCAGGCUGUAUGGCAGGACAGAAGCAACUCCUCAGUGAAAGGCAUGUGAAAGCCUGCCUGGAGUUCACCUGAAGGACUCUCAGACCAUGAGAAACAAAAUUCUCUGGUCUUGGUUCAGGCACCACUCAUUACCUGGUCAAUACCAUCCCUACUGUUGUGAAUUCUCCCAUGCUGUCAAAAUGGCGACAUCUGGUGGCCAAUAAUGGUACAGCUCUGAAAGGAGCAAUAAUUGCUGACAGGUGUGUCAGGAACACAGUUGUGCCUGCAGCCAGCAUUAAAAGCCCAGCACAGUCAUACAGAGGUCUCUCUGAUCUCCAUCCACUCCCCAGCCAUGCAUCCUUGAGCAUGUAAAACUGUUUCUUUGUUUGACUGCAUUUUCUUUACUAUUUUUUUGUUAAUUAUACAAAUUAGAAAUUGAUUGUUCAAACUUAUGUUAACCUAUUACUUUAAUUGUUUUGUUGACACAGAAACCAUGGUUUGGAUGGAAUUAAAUCCUCAAACAGUGCUUCAAUUGUCAUCAGCUCUUUAAUUUGAGACACUGAGGUGGUCAGCUCUUUAACAAGAACUUAACAUGCUUUAAUACCUACAGUGAAGCAUGGUGGUGGCAGCAUCAUGCUGUGGGGAUGUUUUGCGACAGUAAGAACUGGGAGACUUAAGACUGAGGGAAAGAUGAAUACAGCAAUGUAAUGAGACAUCCUUGAUGACUGAUGGGCGAAGGUUCAUCUUCCAACAGGACAAUGUCCCUAAGCACACAGCCAAGAUGAUAAAGGAGUGACUCAGGGACAACUCUGAAUGUCUUAGAGUGGUCCAGCCAGAGCCCAGACUUGAACCCGACUAAACAGCUCUGGAGAGACCUGAAAAUGGCUGUAGGCCAAUGCUCCACUCCCAACCUAAUGGAACUUGAGAGGUCCUGCAUAGAAGAAUGGGAGAAACGGCCCAAAAAUAGGUGAGUCAGCCUUGUAGCAUUGCACUCAAUAAGACUUUAGGCUGUCAUUGCUGCCAAAGGUGCUUGAACAAAGUAUUGAGCAAAUAAUGUGAAUAAUUAUGUACAUGCUAUGUUUUUGUUUUUUUUCUUUUUAACACAUUUUCAAAAGUUUUAAACUUUUUUUUCACAUUGUCAUUAGGGGAUAUUGAGUGUAGAAUUUUGAGGUAAAAAAUUAAAUUAAAUUAAUUUGAUACAUUUUGAAAUAAGGGUGUAACAUAAAAUGUGGAAAAGUGAAGCGUUGUGAUUACUGUCUGGAUGAACUGUAUGCACAGAUAUAUGAA
Molecule: messenger RNA, 3937 nt
Organism: Cheilinus undulatus (humphead wrasse)
Lineage: Eukaryota; Metazoa; Chordata; Actinopteri; Labriformes; Labridae
Product: NXPE family member 3-like
Exons: 7
Coding region: 143-1852 (569 amino acids)
Source: RefSeq, a predicted model, not a curated record